This is a messenger RNA of Planococcus citri (citrus mealybug), 590 nucleotides long. RefSeq lists its product as uncharacterized. The record is from RefSeq and is a predicted model, not a curated record. Bases 1 to 480 code for a protein of 159 amino acids. Lineage: Eukaryota; Metazoa; Arthropoda; Insecta; Hemiptera; Pseudococcidae. The transcript is spliced from 7 exons.
AUGUUAACAAAUGUGAAACACGUCGUUAAAAUAAUAGAUCCGUUAGCCUGCUACAGAACUCUGACAUUGGAGUUAUUCGAAAAUUUGAGAGAGGUGUCAGACAAACUUUACGUCAAACUUGGAGAAGACGAAUUCAAAUCCAAGGUUAAACCAAGAUCAAAUUUUUUUUCUUUUUUUUGCAAUGAUGAAACAGAUCAAAAAUUAUUCAAAAAAAGGCUGGAAGAAGCAGAACGAGUGGCUGCUAGAGGGAUCAGCUCAAUUCGACAAUGGCUUACUUAUCAUUGUACCGACGAGAAAUUAAUGAAACUAAUGACAAUUACUGAAGCUUUCAGAAAAGGUAGAGAUAAAUGUGGAGAUCCUGACUACCUCAGCAUUUCUAUCAUGCUUUUGGAGACAGCAUGUUAUUCCAGACCUCCAUAUGCCUGGAAAAGCAGUAUUCACGGAUUGCAGGACGAUCUAUUAGACUCGAUAGACCAGUAAUUCGAUGACUUUGUAAUUGAAUCAGCUUAUGAAUAUUUUCAUUUGAAGAAAUAACCCUUCUUCGGAAAUUCCAACAAAUUGUAACAUAAGCAAAACGAAAAAAAAUUGAG